Molecule: messenger RNA, 729 nt
Organism: Nakaseomyces glabratus
Lineage: Eukaryota; Fungi; Ascomycota; Saccharomycetes; Saccharomycetales; Saccharomycetaceae
Gene: GRX4
Product: monothiol glutaredoxin GRX4
Biological process (GO): intracellular iron ion homeostasis
Cellular component (GO): nucleus; cytosol
Molecular function (GO): 2 iron, 2 sulfur cluster binding
Source: RefSeq, a predicted model, not a curated record
AUGUCUGUUGUUGAUAUAGAUAAUGUGGAGCAGUUUCUGGAUUUGGCCAGGACGAAAGCUGGUAAUAAGCUAGUGGUGUUGUUUUUUUACAUGCCUUGGAUGAAGUCAUGUAGAGUCUUGAAGGAAGUGGUGCUGGCGUUGAGCAGAUCAGUAGGUAAGAAACAUUCCACAUUUUUACAGAUUAAUAUAGAAGGUAAUAGAGACAUUGUGUCUCUUCUGGGUAUCACACAGGUUCCAGCUUUCUUCCUGGUGAGAAAAGGUGUUGUGAUAAAAGCACUAAGCGGUGUUGAUCCCAGAGAGUUUUUAGCAGCAUACCAUGAAUGUGUAGAUAAUUCCAACUGCUAUGACCAUGACCUUGACGAAGACUCCCAAGAUAUCAAAUCGGAUGAUACAUUACAGGAGCCCGAAGAUUUCUACUCUGAAGAUACCGAAAGUUUAGAUAAACUGGUAAACGCUGCACCAGUGAUGGUGUUCAUAAAAGGAAGCCCCUCUGAUCCAAAAUGUGGUUUCUCUAGACAAAUGGUAAAUAUACUGAGAUCCCACCAGAUACGGUUUGGUUUUUUUGAUAUACUAAAGGAUAAGAUUACAAGACAACAGCUAAAGGAUUACUCAGACUGGCCCACAUUCCCACAAUUAUAUAUUAAUGGCGAAUUUGAGGGAGGCCUGGAUAUAGUAAAGGAAUCGUUAUUGGAAGACCCCGAUUUCUUUAACAAGAAGUUAUCACUGUAA